Molecule: messenger RNA, 1251 nt
Organism: Juglans regia (Persian walnut)
Lineage: Eukaryota; Viridiplantae; Streptophyta; Magnoliopsida; Fagales; Juglandaceae
Exons: 1
Coding region: 1-1251 (416 amino acids)
Source: RefSeq, a predicted model, not a curated record
AUGUGCUUAUUUGUGGCUCACCUGGAUUGUGCUUCCUUACCAUUGAUAGUCAAAGUUAUACGGCACGAACACCCUCUCAACCUCACCUUCUCCAUUCCUGCCACUCAAUCGAGCAUCGUAGUUUGCAAACUCUGUGUUGGCACAGUGAACACGAACUACGCGAUCUAUUAUUGCUCAAGUUGUUAUUUUGUUGCCCACCUUCAUUGUGCUACAAGCAAAGAAGAAAGAGAUGAAACAAUUCUGCAGAAUUUUGAAGAUAAAGAGUUUAGUGAGUCAUCAAAAACAAUAUUGGAAUAUGAAGAUAUAGGAACUGAUGAAUUUAUUGACUCAUCAACGUUUAUUGUCAAAAUGAUCAAAGUCGGGGUAGAUGGAAUUGAAAUAGCUACAAAAAUCAAACAUUUCUGUCAUGAGCAUGACUUAGAGCUCAUUGACAAGCAUGGGAUCUACGAGAAAUGUGAUGGGUGUGUGCGGUCCAUCUUUCCUCCUUUUUACACUUGCGCUCAAUGUGGAUUGUUUCUUCAUAAAUCUUGUGUUGAAUUACGAAGAAAAAUCCGACACCCACUUCACCAACAUCCUCUCAUGCUCCUCCCAAGAUCACCUUAUAUUGAGAGCUUCUUUAUGUGUAAGACUUGUCGUCGUCGCUGUAAUGGCUUCGUUUAUCAUUGUGGCAGAUGUGAUUUUGACCUUGAUGUCCAGUGUAGUCUAAUCCCGUAUAUGUUUAAACAUGAUAGUCACGAGCACCAGCUUAUUCUUUCGAAGCUAUCAUUGGGUAAAAAGUGUAGUUGCUGCAAUUCAAGUGCAGGAUACAAAUUCCUCUGUGCUAAUUGUGAAUUCGUUGUGGACUUCAACUGUUUAACCCUGCCACAUUCGAUACGAUACAGAGAACAUGAACAUCCUUUCACACUUUGCUAUACUCCAGAAGAUGACUCUGGUGAAUAUUAUUGUGAUAUCUGUGAAAAAGAACGAGACCCGAAGCGUUGGUUCUACUAUUGUGAAGAUUGUCUUUACCCUGCUCAUCCCAAAUGCAUUCUUCGGAAUUUCAUGAAUGUCAAGUUUGAGAAAGCUUGCAAAUUUGAUAUCCACCAACAUCCCCUUACUUUGGUUCGGAAGACCGAACAUGAGCCUCUGUGUAAGAAAUGUGGCAAAGCUUGUACAAACCCCAUGUCUUAUGAAUGUGUCAAAUGUAAUUUCAAUUUUCACAAAAACUGCUUGCGACCAUCUACCACCUUAAAGGAAUUAGAAAUCCCUUGA